Molecule: messenger RNA, 181 nt
Organism: Sphaeroforma arctica JP610
Lineage: Eukaryota; Ichthyosporea; Ichthyophonida
Exons: 1
Biological process (GO): proteolysis
Molecular function (GO): serine-type endopeptidase activity
Source: RefSeq, a predicted model, not a curated record
GUACGAGCAUCGCCACGCCAUUCGUCACCGGUACAGCGGCUUUGUACCUGAGCCAGUUUCCGGGGGCCACCUCAGCACGUGUUAGGGCCGCUAUUCUGGAUAAUGCCAUAACUGGGGUACCCAAAGCAGGGAACAAGCUGGUGCAUGCGGUUUGGGGUACUCCUCCGGGCUACAGGGUGUG